GUAACCCUGCCUCUGAUUGGCCGGAGCGAAUCACGUGACCCUCUCCCAAGCGGAGUUUCCACGACAGCUGGAAGCCGAGCGGCACGGGCGCAUCGCUUUCUUUGGUAAAAUAAUCGGAAAUAAAACGACUUGAGCUCGUCUCAGCAUCUCCACGGAAACCCCGGUCUGGCAUGGGCGACAAGAGGAGUCCCACAAGGCCGAAGCGUCAACCGAAGCCCUCCUCCGACGAGGGGUUUUGGGACUGCAGCGUGUGCACGUACAAGAACACGGCAGAGGCUUUUAAGUGCAUGAUGUGUGAUGUCAGGAAGGGGACGUCAACAAGGAAGCCUCGUCCCGUCUCCCAGCUCGUCUCUCAGCAGCAGGUAACUCAGCAGUUCGUGUUGCCCUCGCAGCCCAAAAAGGAAAAGAAGGAGAAGGUAGAGAAGGAGAAGAGCGACAGAGAGCCGGCGCUCAAGAAGAACAGUCACAAGAAGAUGAGGCCGAGGUUAAAAAACAUCGACCGGAGCAGCGCCCAGCACCUGGAGGUGACGGUCGGCGACCUGACGGUCAUCAUCACGGACUUUAAGGAGAAGGUCAAGCCCACGUCCACCGUGGCCCCCCCGUCCAGCACCGUGGCCGCCGCCGACCCCCACAGCCAGAACGGCUCCAGCUCAGAGACCACAGAGAAGGGGCUUUCCCGCUCCUCCUCACCCAGAGGGGAGGGCAGCUCGGUCAACGGAGAGUCCCACUGAGCCCCCCCCCCCUCCCUCCAAACCUCCCCCUCCACACCCAUCUCAUCUGCAGGCAAGGUGGAGAGCUGCACAUCACCUUCUUUUGGAUAUAUAGGAACUGUGACCAAAACACAUCGCAUUUAGAACGUUUAAAUGAUUCUUUAGAAAGCAAUAUGGAAGACCUUUGCUCUGUCUUGGACGUUUUUAGACAUUUUCUCCCGGACAUUUGUUGUAAUGGAGACGAUCCUGCACGCUGUCUGCUAGAAUACUUACUAAGACAGUUUUAUUCUGACGAAGAACUCCCUCAGAACUGACCUGAGAUGUGUCUGAAUAAUUUGGACGAGCUUUAAGGACCCUGUGCGGUUUUCCUUCAGAUACUCCUGCCCUUUUAUUUUUCGAAAUGUGCAGCCCACCCUUACCUUCAGUGGCCGGCAGAGUGACCUAUCCUUCCCCCAUGUGGAACGUUGCGCCUCUGUCUGGAAUCCUUCGCGUUAUAAACCCUGAAUUUCGCACUCGGUGUCCCGACGCUGAACCUUCAACCUCACUGCAAACCCUCGCUCCUGCUCGCCAUUACUCCCAGCCUUUACUCGUGGACUGCCUCUGCUGCGGAGGGACUUUUUUGACGCAGCAUUGCCGGGCACCAUUUGGUGCUUUUGGGUAAUGUUCGGAGCGGGAUGUUUAGUUCAGGUAAUGCUUGUUAUGACUGUAUAAGGGCGUCAGGCAGGUUUUGAUAAAAGCCCUGUUUUAUAUGGUGCGGGUAAAGGUGCAGAAUAUGAUUGUAAAGGAUAAUACCGGUAGUCUACACUGCCCCUUACGUCACAUGUGCUAGAAAUACUAUCAGGGUUUUGUUAUUCUACGUUCGCAGCCAUUAAUUGUGCAGAAUAUAAACAACAACCGCAGACCUGCAUUAAGUGAUUUUCUUUUUUGUACAGAAUUAGCAUUUCUCUAGCUAGUCUCAUUGUUUUGAUGUCCUCAUAGACCAACCACAGACUAUCCAUGGGCAGCAAUGGAUAGUCUAUUGACAAGCUGUUGUUAAACUACCUGGUAAACAUGAAAUCCCAGAAGAUUGAAGUUUACUACUAGCUAACUCGCUACGAUAGAGGUGCAGAUCAACCCUGGGCUAAAAAUGGGCUAAAUAUUAGGGUUGUAAGUCAAAAAAUGUCAUUACACUUGAGUGUCGUCAAAAACACUAUUGAUCUUAAUUUAAUAUUUUACAUGCAGCCAGUGUGGCUCAGAUUGCACUGGUAGAAGUGCUCUCAUGUAUGGUGAUGCAGGGACUGUGAUAAAUGCAAAUCCCGCUGUUUUGAUUGCAUUAAAAAAACUACAAAUGUUCUUUUUACUUUUUGUUUGUUGCUCAUAGAGUUGUGUUUUUAAUAGCACGACAGUAUUUAAUUGUUACACCUGUAUCACGAUACGGAUUGUAUCACCAGAUUCUUGUCAAGCGCUCAGAGAUAUUGGGCUAAUAAUGACCAAUCACACUAGAAAUGCUAAUCCAAUAGGAUUUUGAAGGUAAUACAAUGCUAACAUAUUAGCCAUAACAGCUACAAUCUGUCUCUCAGGGGUGGGUUUCUUUGCAGAGUCAUGCUAAUGAAAAAAAAUCACUUAAUGCAGCUUUGUUGUUAAUAACAGUCUUGAAACUUUGUCCAUACUUCGUCCAGACAGGAUUAAAAAAAAAAAAAAAAAAAAAAAAAGGUGUUUUGUCAAUCACAUGACCUCUACAGAAUGAGAUAUAUCUACGCAAAUACAGGAACAGUUCUUCAUACUGAUGUUUCUCGAAAAAAUAAGCAAAUUUCAAGUCAGGUUUACCAUGGAAAUGUUUGUUUUAAGAGAUGGAAAGAAAGUGGUUAUUUGUCAACUACAUGUAGUGUUUAGUUAAGGGACUGUGGCUGUAAAAGACUCCGGUAUACUCCUUUUAAAUCUCCGCUGCACCUGCUCAGCGCCACAGUGGACGACCAGAGGGGGCUCAUGCUGUUUGGCCCCCACCGUGGACCCAGUUCGGACAAAGCGUGGUGCUUCUACAACGAAAAAUGGGGCUUUGACUUCUGGACACGCACAAUUAAUGUGACGGCCUGCGGUGUGACGGACUUAAGAAAACCGCUUCUUCCAUUUUGACGUAGCAAAGUGGGGGAGCUUUAGAAAUAUACUAAACCCCCAGCAGAACAACUAUAGAUCAACACGAUAACUUAUGAAACCUGUAGAGAUACAUUUCUAAAAAAAAUAUUGUACUACAAUGUUUUGAUGUGGUUGUAUUAUCCAUCAUAGCAGUGUUACUGUCCAGAUUUUUACUUUUAACAUGUUUAGCACAGAUCCUGAGAACUGUCAUGGCAUGAUAAUAUUACGGUCUCGGUAUAUUGUGGGACAGGCUUUGUCUCUUAGUUUGUUUAGCAUCGUUUCGUGUGUGGCAGAUCUCAGGGGUUCACCACUAGCUGGGACUAGCUGUGUGGACCUGUGAGAACUGUCCCGACUCACAUCUGUUAUUCGUUUGUGGCAAAAUUUGAAAGACACUUAAAAUAUAUGUUGGUUGUCACCUGUUGAUAUUUUAUUUGUUGUCUUGCUUUGCCAUGUUCAAUUGUUUUAAAAAUGUGUGAACUUGUUUAUUACAUGUCUGAGUAAGAAAAUGUAAACAAAUGAUAUCAUUUAA
Molecule: messenger RNA, 3351 nt
Organism: Trematomus bernacchii (emerald rockcod)
Lineage: Eukaryota; Metazoa; Chordata; Actinopteri; Perciformes; Nototheniidae
Gene: yaf2
Product: YY1 associated factor 2
Exons: 4
Coding region: 171-731 (186 amino acids)
Biological process (GO): positive regulation of DNA-templated transcription
Cellular component (GO): nucleus
Molecular function (GO): DNA binding; transcription coregulator activity
Source: RefSeq, a predicted model, not a curated record